GUCGCCGUACAGGACAGUCUAAAACGUGCUAUGUUGUGACUGAAUGAGCUGCCGUUCGUCAUUCAUCUACAGUUUGAUGCUGAACACAUGUUAACACGGACAGGCUGCAAACUUUUCCUUUCGUUUUCGUUGCGGCCGCUGUUGUUUCCAAGUCCGUGAAAGCUAGUGUUAGCUUAAACCGAGAAGCUAGCAGGUGAUAGAGCUGAGGGGCAGGAACCAAAACAAGAAGGUAGCAGCUGGUUUGUUAGCACAUACACAAGGUUAUCUGCUUAGGUUCAGACAGAGGUGGUGCAGGCGGGAUAGGAACAUGUCAGCCGCACAGAACGACUCCAGGAAACGGAGCAAGAAGCGGUACGGACACCACACCAAACGGUGGAAGGGCUCCAGGGAACUUGAGGUGGGCAUGGAGGGGAUCCUCAUCACAUGUAACAUGAACGAGAGGAAGUGCACUGCAGAGGCCUUCAAUCUGCUCAGUGAGUACGCAGACAAGCUGUACGGACCCGAAAAGUUGCAAGGCAAUAACAGCAGCAGCAGUGACGAGGAAGAUGCUGAGGAGGAAGAUAUUGAUGCAGCUCUGAAGAAGGAAGUGGAACAGCUCCAAUCAUCUGGAGCUAAACAUGCGAAACGCUUCCAGGCUCUGGAAAGCGGAGCAAACAACGUCAUCUUCAUCAGGACUCAGAAUCUGGAAUCUGACAAGCUGGUUCAUCACAUCCUGUCUGAUCUCCACACCACCAAGAAGAAAAAGUCCCGUGUGAUCCUUCGAAUGCUACCAGUCACUGGAACAUGUAAGGCUUUCCAGGAUGACAUGGUGAAGUACCUGACCACAUUCUUGGAGCCUUGGUUCAAAGCCCCAAACUGUGGAACCUAUCAGAUUGCAUUCAAGGCCCGCAACAGCAGCCACAUCAAGAGAGAUGACAUUAUCAAAGCAGUCGCAAGUCUUGUUGGGAAGCUAAAUCCUAAAAACAAAGUGGAUUUGACCAACCCUGAGCUGACAAUCAUUGUGGAGGUCAUCAAAGCUGUGUGUUGCCUCAGCGUGGUAAAAGACUACACCUUAUACAGGAAGUACAACGUUCAGGAGGUGGUGAAAGAGGACACAGCAAAGCCUGAGGUGACCAAAGAAAAAACAGAUCUGAACACGGCGGAACAAAAAGAGAAAGACAAUUCAGGGGAUGUGACACAGGAGGAACAGAAAGACAGAGACGGCGAGAAAGAUGAAAAAGGUGAAGCACAAGCAGAGUAAGAUGAUACGAAAGAUGUUUAGACCGGUAAUUGGGUGUAAAGCAUACCGUCUCAAUUUGCUUUUUUAGUGUAGUACUUUUGUUACAGUGGAAGAAACUCAAGUCAGGCAGGAGCCGACUAUAAUUUAACUUUUUUUUUUGGACAUUCAUAAAAAUUGGUAAUAAAUGCGUCUUCAUAUCACACACACUGAUUUUGAAUUAACUGUUAAUACAUCAGCAGGACAGUUUUACCAACACUGACUGAUUUUUU
Sphaeramia orbicularis (orbiculate cardinalfish) is the source of this 1488-nucleotide messenger RNA. RefSeq names its product THUMP domain containing 1 (gene thumpd1). The record is from RefSeq and is a predicted model, not a curated record. Gene Ontology annotation, molecular function: RNA binding. Lineage: Eukaryota; Metazoa; Chordata; Actinopteri; Kurtiformes; Apogonidae. The coding region runs from base 308 to 1240 and encodes 310 amino acids. The transcript is spliced from 5 exons. Gene Ontology annotation, biological process: tRNA modification.